GACGGCGUGCCGCCGGAAGUCGUGAAGAUCCUCGUCGGCCAGCUGGACGACUCCCAGGAGAAGCUGCAGCCGCAGAAAGCCGCCACGCCGGUUGACGGCCUGAGGACCAUCGACCAGGCCGGCGCCACCUUCUCGACGCAGCGACCGCGAGCCAUUGUGGCGGAGGGCAGCAGCCUCGACCGGCAGGACCAGAAUACCGUUGGCAUGGCAGCUCUCACAAGCUUGGAGGCAGAGGAGCACGUCUCCAAGAAGACAGCAGAGACCUUCGUGGCGACGACCGGGAACGUUCUCAUCGACCAAUUCCAGCCCCGUUACUUCGCCAUGGCCUUCGCCUUCUGCUUCAAGUACGGCACCGCGUGUCCAGACGUUUUCAACACCGCCUCGAAGGACCCUUCGACCAGUCGCAGACGCCAGAAGGACUCUGAGGCUCCGACCGUCCACAUCCACGACUGGGCCGCCAUCAUGAGCCGCCGAGUGGAAGCCCAGUUCCGCCGAGACUGGAACUUCGGUUUCGUUCUGUGGAAUUAUCUCUUUCGGACAAUGGUGAAUCUUGAUGGCAACACCUCCUUCCACUCCCAAGGCGGCAAGAAUUUCACGGACGAGGAGAUCCUUCAGGGGUCGACGGAGCUUCGAGAUCAGCUGGUGCGCGGGAAGUACACGGACAUCACCGGCGCCCAGAAGAGCGUGCAAGGCGAUCUCUCCAAAGUCCAGCACGUGCCGGGGCUAUCGGCGGCGGCGAAGAAGAUAGCGCAGGACUGCAACGCCAAGUGCCGCAACAUCCCCGGAACCCACGAGACCAGGAACCUCAUGCGGCAGCAGACCCACGCUUACAGGGUGUGUUACGGCACUUCCGUCUUUCUGACCUUUUCGCCCUCGGAGAGGGACUCCACGCUGAUGCUGAGGCUGGCAAGAACUCGAGACUCGGACCCCGCCCUGCAGCAGAGCGGCAACCCGACUUGCCAGGAAAGAAGCCAACCGCCGCUGGACAAGGAUUUCCUGGAGCUGGACCCACAGGUGCUGGCCCACAUCCUGCCAGACUACGACGAGCGCCGGGCAAUCCUGGCCAGAGACCCGCUUGCCUGUUCUGAUGGCUUCUGGACGUUGGUGCAGUUGGUCUUGCGGCAUCUCUUUGGCAUCCGCUGGUGCCCCAAUUGUCCGAACUGCGCCAUGUCGGACCGGCCCUGCACGGAUGCGUUCGGGAGCAAUGCGACGGCCAUGGGCGGAGUACUGGGCAGAGUUGACGCGGCCUUCGGCUCCAUCGAGUGCCAGAGGAGCGGCGCUCUGCAUGCUCACUUCCAAGUCUUCGUGCAGUGCCUCCACCAGUUCACGCCCCUCUCGGAGAUCGUGGCGCUGGGCAGAGAGGCUUACAUGGAUUUGGUGGAGAAGUACAAGACCUACAACGCCCACGUGAGGCGCACCGUGUACUGCAAUCCCUCAGCCUGGCAGACGGAGCGCGAUGCCGUGGAAAAGGAAUGGCCCGAGUACCGGAACUCCGUCCUUAUGCUCAGUCGGCCCGGUUAUCAAAGCGAUGCCCGGCUCCCCGCGGAAUCCUGGAGACAGAAAUACUUAGAGGAGGAC
Symbiodinium sp. CCMP2456 is the source of this 1578-nucleotide messenger RNA. The record is from the annotation of a GenBank genome assembly. Lineage: Eukaryota; Dinophyceae; Suessiales; Symbiodiniaceae.